This is a messenger RNA of Lactuca virosa, 636 nucleotides long. Lineage: Eukaryota; Viridiplantae; Streptophyta; Magnoliopsida; Asterales; Asteraceae. The record is from the annotation of a GenBank genome assembly.
AUGAGAGACAUAAGGAAUGUUAGAGAUUGGAUGUAUUUACCUAGACGGUUACCUGAGUUUGAAUCUGGUGUCAUUGAAUUCAUUAAUACCUCGUUUGCUAAGGUGGCAAAGGGUGGUCAAAUUUGUUGUCCCUGCAAACGGUGUAAGAACCGUUAUUGGUAUCGAAGGGAUAAAGUAUUCGAUCAUUUAAAAGGAUACGGGUUUGUAGAAAACUACUAUGUAUGGGUUUUUCAUGGAGAAAACUCUUCACAAUCUAUGUCUAAUACUGUCAUAGACGAUGAUGGAGCUGGUAUGAAUGACAAUUUUGAUGAAUUAUUGCAUGAUAGGUUUAGAGAUGUGGCAGAAGAAAUAAGUACGGUGCAAGAAGGCUUAAAUGAAGAGGCCAAAAAGUUCUAUAAACUAGUGGAAGAAGGAAAACAAGAGUUGUUCCCAGGUUGUAAAAAUUUCACAAAGCUAUCUUUCAUCAUUCGACUUUUUCUCUACAAGACGCUUCAUGGGCUAAGUAAUGUAGCAUUUAAUGAUCUAUUACAACUUUUUCAAGAGGUGAUUCCAGAGGCAAAAUUUCCUACUAGUUUUACACAAGCUAAAAAUAUCGUGAAGGAUUUGGGGCUUGACUACAAAAAGAUUUCUGCGUGA